UCAUCAGUGACCUACACUGUCGACGCAUCACGAUUAAACAAGUAUGGUUCCAUAAAUGGAAGAUAUGCGCCUCUCUAUUAUUUGUAUGAUUCUAGUGAAUUGAGGCAGGCUAGUGGAUGAGACAGGGGUCAGAGUCAUAUCUCACAGUGACCAGUCGACCGGCCAGCAGCACUUAAGUAAUCAAGGAGUCCCACUCACUCGUUUAGCAGCUAUCUGGAUGAUGGGCAAGUCCAUCUGCAUCUACAUAAAUGUGAACUCAGAUGCAGUGCUAGAUCUGUGAAUUUGCAAUAAAACUGCUCCUCCAUUUUGCGACUGAGUGCUUGGAUUAUAAUAGUGUUGGAAUACAUUAGUUGUGUUGUGAUCAUCACUUUGACGGCGCACUUAUCUCAAAAUACUUAAACCUUCGCUACCCCUCCUGGAAUUGAUGGAGUAAUACUAUUCAAAUAUUAUUCUUAGAUUGAAAAACAAAAAUGAGUGGAACAAGGUAUACUAUCUUCAGGAGUGAUUCGAUUGAGAGAGAAGCAACCUUGAAGUUCAGCAAGCAUCGACAGUAUCAAGCAGUAUUAAUUGCGUCUCUGGCUGGAACGGCGGCCGGCACCUUGGAUGGUUGGAUGAUGAUGUCCGUGGAUGCCACCACUGGCCGCACCGAGUAUGGCUCCAUGGUAGUCUACCACUUCAUCUCAUACAUGUUCGCCAUUGUUGGCGCCAUCACUUUCGGCUUCAUAUCCGACCAUAUUGGACGCAAAGCUGCUCUGAUUCUAAUUGGGCUUGUUAUGCUGCCAGUGUGGGUGCUGUACAUGUUGGCGAAUGCGUGGACAGUGGCUGCAGGCCUGGUGCUUAGUGGUUUGGCCGCUGGUGGCGCCACAGUCGCUGUGCCACUCUACAUCUCGGACAUUGCCGACAAAUCCUCCCGAGCCAUCCUCAUCGUUCUAUUCUAUCAACUGUUUAUCGCCGGCGAAUUGGUCACAUUUUUCGGAAAUCCCAAGGAACGUUUAGCAUCGACGGCAUCUUUUGCUUUCCUGAUAGCUCUGAUAUUUGUGCUGACUUUCGUGUGGAUGCCGGAGUCGCCAUACCAUCUGCUCUCAGUCGGCCGAGAAGUUGACGCUCGAAGAAGUGUGGAGUUUUUCAGUGGCGACUGGGAUCUAGUCGAUACUCAGAUUGCAUUGAUCAAAGAAUCUAAUAAAAAUAGAAAGUCGAUGUUAGCUCAUAUUAAAGAUAAGAGCUUGAGGACUCCUCUUCUCAUAACAGCUGGACUCACAAUACUGAGUCGUCUGGUUGCUGUGGAUAGCUUCAACUAUCGUUUGAUAAAAAGGCAUUUCUACCAUCACAACACUGUUCAUGGCGAUAAUGAAGCUAUCAAAUUCGGAUUUGGAGUCAAUCUAGCACUACAGCUUAUUGUGAUGGGAAUAUGCGGAUUUCUCAUAGAGAAAUACGGAAGGCGAAAAAUGCUAUAUAUUUCUAGCUUUGGAAUUUCAAUUUCUGCAGUUCCAUUGAUGUUUGCACCAUUUCUUUCUGGCUUCGAGAUCAUCUUGUUGCCGUUAUUAUUCUUGUACAUUGGAGCAUUUUCAGCUGGACUUGCAACGAUCCCGUGGAUACUUGCCGGUGACCUCUUUGCACCUGAGCAUAAGACUGUUUCCUUCACUGUAAACGCAGUCCUCUUUUGGGGUAUCGCAUCAUUCGCCUCGGAAAGACUGAUAUUGGCGAUAAGAUAUUUCUACAACUUUUUUGGUGUCUACUUUCUUCUAUUGACAAUAGCAUUAGUGCUGUAUAUUAAGAGUGUGAUACCAGAAACAAAAGACAGCAACCCAAGUGAAAUACGGACUGAAAUUGACUCUCUCAUUUCAAGAUUCCGGACAAAACCAACAGCAACGACGCCGCCAGUUAGCUGUUAACUAAAUUGUUAUUAUUCAUGUUAAUCUUCACUUUUAUAAUAUAAAACAUUUUCAAAAAUUGG
This is a messenger RNA of Nilaparvata lugens (brown planthopper), 1954 nucleotides long. RefSeq names its product sugar transporter ERD6-like 8. The record is from RefSeq and is a predicted model, not a curated record. Gene Ontology annotation, molecular function: transmembrane transporter activity. Gene Ontology annotation, cellular component: membrane. The coding region runs from base 471 to 1892 and encodes 473 amino acids. Lineage: Eukaryota; Metazoa; Arthropoda; Insecta; Hemiptera; Delphacidae. Gene Ontology annotation, biological process: transmembrane transport. The transcript is spliced from 9 exons.